Molecule: messenger RNA, 1141 nt
Organism: Manihot esculenta (cassava)
Lineage: Eukaryota; Viridiplantae; Streptophyta; Magnoliopsida; Malpighiales; Euphorbiaceae
Exons: 2
Coding region: 183-833 (216 amino acids)
Source: RefSeq, a predicted model, not a curated record
CGGGGCGCAGAAAACAAAAGCAAUAAAGGUCUGUGAACUCCAUUUAAAAGCCUAACAACUCCUCCACCACUUGGACAAGCCCUUAGUUCUCAGUUCAGGUCUCUUCUCCACCUUCAACCAUUAAAGAGCAGAGCAGAGCAGAGCAGAAUCCCCAAACUGAUAUAUCUUAUACACAGAGAAUUAUGAAGCUGGUUUGGUCUCCGGAUACAGCUCUAAAAGCUUAUAUUUAUACUGUUAAAUCGUGUGAAAAUUUCAAAGAAUCGGGCGUACCUGAGCUCCUAUCCGCCAUGGCCGCCGGCUGGAGCUCCACGCUAAUCGUCGAAACAUGGACAUACGGCAGUCCAAUAGCCACAAGCAUCGGAUUAGCUGUCGCUGCAUAUCACACUUGCGGAAGACACGUGUGUAUAGUCCCUGAUGAACGGUCACGAACAGAGUAUGUAAAAUCGAUGCAAGGCGCGGGCAUGACGAGGACGGAGGUGAUCGUAGGGAAAGCGGAGGAGGUGAUGACGGAGCUUACGGGGGUGGACUUUCUGGUGGUGGAUUGUAAACAGAGGGAUUUUGUUAGGGUUUUAAGGUUCGUUCAGUUGAGCCAUAAAGGCGCUGUUUUGGUACGCAAGAACGCGUAUCAGAGCGCCCUUUCUGGGUUUGGAUGGCAUGGGGUGCUUAAGAAAGGGACACGUGUCGUGAGAUCGGUGUUUUUGCCAGUUGGGAAAGGAUUGGAUAUCGUGAAUAUAGGGAGUAGUGAAGGAGGUACGAAUUCAAAGAGGAGUCCUAGACGUUGGAUUAGGUGUGUAGAUCAAAAGUCAGGUGAGGAGCACGUGUUUCGUGGUUAAAUAUGUAGCGAUGCUGGUGUUUAUAGUUGGAGAAUAAAGACUGCAAUGAGCGCCCAUGAAUUCUCCAGGCUUUCAGUGAGUAAGUGGAUUCAAAUGAAGGGUGUGAGCUAUUUUCCUUUUAAAAAACUUGGAAUUGUCGUUCAGCUUGGUAAAUAACGCAUUAAUUAUCCUCCUCUUAUGGGCUUAUGGGUGUGAUUUACUUGGAAUUUCUCCGAUUUUGGUUCAUUUUAUUUUCAAGCACAAAAUUUUUUCCUUUUCUCUUUCAUCAUUUGCAGGUGCUUUCAAAGUGAUAUAAGACCUCGUUUGCU